Messenger RNA from Xiphias gladius (swordfish), 2444 nucleotides. Its product is annotated as carbonic anhydrase 1. NCBI's taxonomy places the organism in Eukaryota, Metazoa, Chordata, Actinopteri, Istiophoriformes, Xiphiidae. Gene Ontology annotation, cellular component: cytoplasm. The transcript is spliced from 7 exons. Gene Ontology annotation, molecular function: zinc ion binding; carbonate dehydratase activity. Gene Ontology annotation, biological process: carbon dioxide transport. Bases 170 to 952 code for a protein of 260 amino acids. The record is from RefSeq and is a predicted model, not a curated record.
GAGCGGACAUCAUGUGGCCACCACCGGCCCUGACGGACACGCCGCACACGGGGGACCCUAUAUAAGCGCCGCAGCUGUCAGGUGGAGGACUCUGGCUCCUCUGCGCUCGGGGAACGACUCGCCUUAGGGGAUUACAGCUCCAGAUAACUCGUAGACUCCAACUCGCACGAUGUCUAAUGCCUGGGGAUACGCGGCGAACAACGGACCCGACAAAUGGGCUGACAACUUCCCCGUUGCCAACGGACCCCGCCAGUCUCCCAUUGACAUCGUACCUGGUAAGGCACCGUUCGACGCGGGGCUGAAGCCGCUCAACCUGAAGUACGACCCCUCCACCUGCCUCGAUAUUCUCAACAACGGACAUUCCUUCCAAGUGACCUUCAUAGAUGACACCGACAGCUCAACUCUGAGAGACGGACCAAUCUCAGGGAUCUACAGGCUCAAGCAGUUUCAUUUCCACUGGGGCGCUUGUGACGACAGGGGCUCUGAACACACUGUGGCCGGGACCAAGUAUCCUGCUGAGCUCCAUCUGGUGCACUGGAACACCAAAUACGCAAGCUUUGGUGAAGCCGCUAGCAAGCCUGAUGGACUCGCUGUUGUUGGAGUCUUCCUGCAGAUCGGUGGUGAAAAUGCCAAUCUCCAGAAGGUCCUGGAUGCCUUUGGUGUCAUCAAGUCCAAAGGCAAGCAGACCACUUUCGCAAACUUCGACCCCGCUACUCUGCUCCCCGGUUGCCUGGACUACUGGACGUACGACGGCUCUCUGACCACACCCCCUCUGCUGGAGAGCGUUACCUGGAUUGUCUGCAAAGAGCCAAUCAGCGUCAGCCCUGAGCAGAUGGCCAAAUUCCGCAGCCUGCUCUUCUCUGCUGAGGGUGAGGCCGAGUGCUGCAUGGUGGACAACUACCGCCCUCCCCAGCCGCUCAAGGGUCGCCCUGUCCGUGCUUCCUUCCAGUAAUAACCACCUCCCCCUCAGUUGCCCUUCCUUGCCCUUUCCCUCCCCUCCCCCUCCCUUUAGUGAGACACCCAGAGUUACCUCUCUUGCAGUGAGCCACGAAGUACACAUAUCUCUCUCCGUCCGAUUUUAAAAGAAAUGAAAUUCCUCUGACCCGUUGCUUUCAGUGCUGGGCAGUCCAGACGUAGAUGGAGCACUUGCAGGAUUUGCAUCUCUCUUUCUAUGCGUGUAAUCAGCCAGCAAAGAUGCCCUGUCGUAAUUUAUUUUAUGAGACAAACACUUCACGGUGGAGGCGGCCAGGACUUUGCAUCCGGUGCCAAUGUUUUUAGAGACAUCAAACCAGCGUGUGUAGCCUUUUUUUCUCUGUGUGUCACACAACAAACACCACAAAGAUGAAAAAGAAAAGAUGAAUUAUCAUCAAAAUGGUGCUCUCCAGCCAGAAGACAGCAGAAAGCACAAGCUCAUUGCAGUAGUCAGGGGGAGGAUGAAACUACAUUGCCAUCUGUGAGGAGGAGUGCAAGGUGCAGAUAAACACACACUCACACACACACACACACACAAGACACAUACACUAUCACUGCCAGUCUUUCUGUAAUCUCUGACCGACUGCCAACCUCUGCAUCACAGCAGCUUAAUAAAACACUGCAGCCGCCUCCAUCACAACCAAUUGACUCAGAAAAUCCCCCUCUGGCACACACAACAUCGCAUGCAAAGUCUCGUGCAGACAUGAUGCCUAUAGGCACUGGCCUGCUUAUUGAUUCGAAUCCAGUGUACAGCAACAAAGGACACAAGGACAGACUGCUGCUGGUGCAAGCCACUGACCAUCACUACAACGGCUUAUUUCUCUGUUUUUACGGCCUAGUUUUCCAAUCUAAAAUGUGUUUGUCAUCCCGUGUUGUGUUUUUAUUACCAUUAAGGAUUAUGUCUUUUUUUUAACCUGACAUCUUAAGCAUAAUAUGUCCUUCAGUGAUUCCUGAAUUAUGUUUUGUAACCAAAAGCUCUUUGCAUUUUUGAUGCCCUGAUAAUAUAGCAAUAGAGAGGCAUGAUCCUCCAUCUCAAAAAUGAAAUGUACUGUGCAAAGAAAAUCCCUUCGUGUGUUUGUUUUCGAAACCUCAGUGUGUCGAGUGCUAAUGCUUAAAACGCACAGUCACCGUGUGGCCAAUGCCGUAGUGGCUAAUGCACAAAGCCAAGGAGGAAAUGUUCCUGCCAAGGCAGCUAAGGAAGAAGAGAACCUGCCAACAGAUAAGAUUAUUGUGUCAGCCUGGUGUCGGGCCCCGUAUAGGAGAAUAAUUAACUACAGACUAUGUGAACUCACCCUCAGCUUUGGGACCUCGGGUUUGGGCCCUGUAAGCAUUUCUGAAACAUUAAAGAAAACAAUGAUGUAUUUACGGAAAGAUUGUAAUUAGCAUUGAAAAAGAAAUUUUUAAAAAGCCUUAUGCCAAUCACUGAUAGGGCCAUCCCAGGAGUAUGUGUUGUUGUCAUUCUAUUUUGGAAG